Messenger RNA from Pyrenophora tritici-repentis Pt-1C-BFP, 282 nucleotides. RefSeq lists its product as uncharacterized. The record is from RefSeq and is a predicted model, not a curated record. Lineage: Eukaryota; Fungi; Ascomycota; Dothideomycetes; Pleosporales; Pleosporaceae.
AUGUCUUCCACCAACGAGCACGGACAGGGCGCUUCCCACGCCACUGGACAGAGCGCAGUGCCCAACAAGGUCCAAGAAGCUGCACCCAAGGGUCUCGAGGAGGGCCUCCCAGAAUCCAUUCACCCCACUGGCAGUAACCCCAACAGCCAGUCUACCAGCAAGACUCAUGCUCUCAACGACGGCGAAGACUCAGUUGUGCCCAAGAAGGUGCAGGAGAUUGUCCCGGAGUCGGUUGAGCGAGCGCUUCCCAAUGCGAUCCACAACACCGGAGACAAGAAAUAG